Messenger RNA from Conger conger (European conger), 1882 nucleotides. RefSeq names its product opticin (gene optc). Gene Ontology annotation, molecular function: protein binding. The transcript is spliced from 6 exons. Bases 1 to 996 code for a protein of 331 amino acids. Lineage: Eukaryota; Metazoa; Chordata; Actinopteri; Anguilliformes; Congridae. The record is from RefSeq and is a predicted model, not a curated record.
AUGGCACUGUUUCUCCGCCUGGUGCUGGCUCUGUCCCUGCUGAGCUCCAAUCGGGCCGCUCCACCGAGAGUCCUGGAUGUGGACACAUUCGACCUGGAGAAUUACGACCUGGACGGGGAGACGGACUGGGAGAAUAUUGAUCUGAACAAUUACGGCGAGACCUACGACUACGAUGAUCUGGACCAGCCGCUGAUUGAAGUGGGAACAGUGGCGCCACCUCCAGCCGUAAUGGUGCCAGCGCAGAAUAUUCCUCCCGCUGAAUACAUAGAGGAGGUCACUCUGCCCCCCCGGCCCACCCAAGCCCCCGCCCCGCCCAGGCUGGACUUCCAGGGCCCAGGGCUUUUCGGUCCUGAGACUGGAUUGGAGGGCCUGCCCACCUGUCUGCUGUGUGUGUGUGUCAGCACCAGUGUGUACUGCGAUGACUCAGACGUCCAAUCCAUCCCACCCCUGCCCAAGGAGACCGCCUACUUCUACGCCCGGUUCAACAAGAUCAAGCACAUCAAGGCCAAGGACUUCGCCAACCUGAACCGGCUGAAGAGGAUCGAUCUGACGGGGAAUCAGAUUGUGGAGAUUGACCAGGACGCAUUCCGGGCCUUGUCUGGGCUGGAAGACCUGCUGUUAGCAGAGAACCAGCUCCGAAGCCUGCCCGAGUUGCCCGUCACCCUCAAGCACAUCGACGCCAAACACAAUCAGCUGGAGACCGGCGGUUUGCAUCAGGAGGCCUUCAAGGAUAUGUCUCGGCUGGAGUUCCUGUACCUGUCCCACAACCGGCUGGACUACGUCCCCACUCCCCUGCCUGAGAGCCUGCGGGUGCUGCAUCUGCAGUACAACAACAUCCAGAGCCUGCAUGAGGACACCUUCUGCGACCGCCACAACCCCAACUAUAUACGUCGCCCCCUAGAGGACAUCCGGCUCGACGGCAACCCCAUCGUCCUCAGCCGCUUCGCCACGUCGUACGUCUGUCUGCCGCGUCUGCCCGUGGGCCGCAUGCGCUGAGGGGCCCUGGGCCAAAAUACGGGGCCCCCCAGGUCCCUGUAACCCACCCCACCCCCCCCCUCAUCAAGCCUCUGUCCUCACCGAUGGUUUUAGAAUAGAUUAUGAGUAAUUCUGUAUUUUUAGCAAAGUUUUGUUCUUUCCGCCUUCCUGACGUACUGAUACUGACACCACGUCCACUACAUCCAGCCUCAUAUCGCUGUGCCUGUGCCGUUCAUGUUUAUUACCUCCAAGGAAAGGCUUUAAUUCACUCAUGGUGCCAUAUGCAGACGCGUGUAUGUGUCUAAGGAUAGCUGUGAGUAACAUACAUAAGUCACAUGUUUACAUUACAUUACAUUAUUGGCAUUUGGCAGACGCUCUUAUCCAGAGCGACGUACAACAAAGUGCAUACCCAUAACCAGGGAUAAGUUCGCUGAAAGACCCUAGAGGGAAGUACAAUUUCAACUGCUACCUGUACAAAGAUAAGGACAAGGGCCAUUUUUUUGAGCCAUGAGUGUGUCAGCCAUGAAUCCUAAAUGUGGCCAAUCUGAUCAAUACGGAAAGCAUUUUCUUUUCAGUAGACAGACAUUUAAGAUUUGUAUUGUUUUUGUUGUCUGUCGAGUGAAUUAAAAUGGACAUGUUGAGCUCACAUGCAAUAGCUACAUUUCACCACACAGUGGCAGGCUUUCCCCAGUUUUCUUUAAUGCAUAUAUCUCUCUCGCUCUCUCUCUCUCUCUCUCUCUCUCUCUCUCUGCAAAGAGAUUGCAAAGCUCUAUGGAAAGAUCAUUCGUAAAGUGAAGACUCGCAUGUGACUUUAAAUGGCAAUGACAGUGGUAAAUAUUCUCCUGUUCUCUCUUGCACAAACAGUUGAGGGUCACUGUUUUCCCUGAAAUAAAACACCCACCCCUCA